Aedes albopictus (Asian tiger mosquito) is the source of this 3309-nucleotide messenger RNA. RefSeq lists its product as uncharacterized. The transcript has a single exon. Lineage: Eukaryota; Metazoa; Arthropoda; Insecta; Diptera; Culicidae. Bases 1 to 3309 code for a protein of 1102 amino acids. The record is from RefSeq and is a predicted model, not a curated record.
AUGCCAACGGAGCGCCGGAUCAAGACGCUGAAGCUGCGCGUCCGCAGCAUCCAAACGUCGUUCUCCCUCAUCAAGACGUUUACGGAGAACUACGACGCGGACACGGACGUCCAUCAAAUUCCAGUCCGGCUGGAAAAUCUGAGGACGUUAUGGACCGACUACAAUAGAACUCAGGCCGAGCUGGAAGCGGAAGCGGAAGACGAAGCGGUUAUCGAUGAGCUGUUUAAGCAGCGUUCCGAGUUUGAAUCCGCUUAUUAUAAGGUGAAAGGAUUCCUGCUCGCCAAAAAUAAAUCUCCUGCCGCACCGUGCGCCUCACCGAGUUCUCAUUCAGCUGCUCAAUUCCCUCAGUCCGCCUCUCACGUUCGACUCCCCGAUGUUAAACUGCCAGUGUUCAACGGAAACAUGGAAAACUGGUUAAAUUUCCAUGAUCUUUACAUCUCGUUGGUGCAUUCCUCGGCGGAGCUCUCUAACAUCCAAAAGUUUUAUUACUUGAGAUCCUCCCUCGCUGGCGAUGCCCUCAAACUCGUCCAAACUAUCCAGAUCAGCGCGAAUAACUACAUGGUUGCCUGGAAGCUGCUUGAGGAUCAUUACCAGAAUCCGGUGCGCCUGAAGCAAAACUACAUCGAUGCCCUGUUCGAGUUCUCCAACAUAAAGCGGGAAUCUGCAGCGGAGCUCCACUCUCUCGUGGAAAAGUUCGAGUCCAACGUGAAAAUCUUGCAGCAACUUGGUGAGCAAACUCAGUCUUGGGACCUCUUACUUGUCCGAAUGCUGAGCACUCGUCUGGAUCCCACAACUCGACGGGACUGGGAAGAACACGCCUCGACCCAGAAUCGCAUUUCAUUUCAAGACCUCACCACGUUCAUCCAGCGUCGUGUUAAUGUACUCCAAAGCCUCCAAGUCAAGACCAGCGAGAAUCCAGUUGUCAACACUGCGAAGAAGUCAAUCAACCGUCCGGUUGCGAGCCACGGAGCGACCCAGCUCAAUCCUAGAAAGUGUCUCCUGUGUAGCGACCACCACCCCCUAUACAUGUGUUCAUCCUUCUCGAACAUGACUGGAGAAGAGAAAGAAAGGGAAGUUCGACGUCUCCAACUGUGCCGAAACUGCCUGUGGAAGGGGCACUUGGCCAAAGAUUGUUCUUCAUCCAGUACCUGCCGAAAAUGCCGCAGCCGCCAUCACACUCAACUCUGCACCAGCGAUGGGUCAAAUAGUGGCAAGCCGAAGCCUUCUGAACCCUCUACUACCAAUCACUCGUCGUCAAAUUCAACAGAGCAGUCCUCUACACCAACCGUGUCCGCAUCGGCCAUCGAACCUACCAGCCACGCUUCAACCGGGAAAAGCAGUAGAAGCGUUCUUCUUGCAACGGCAGUGGUAAUCCUGAUCGACGACAACGGAGUGAAGCAUGCUGCAAGAGCCCUUUUGGAUUCUGGAAGCGAGUGUUGUUUCAUUACGGAAGCUUUGUCCCAAUCGUUGAUGGUUCGCAGGAAGAAAAUCUCCCUCCCAAUUGCGGGGAUCGGCCGGUCGUCAACCCAAGCUCGCCAAUUGCUCACUUCGACCAUUCGCUCUCGCACCUCAGAUUUCACCGCAAGCGUGGAAUUCCUUGUCCUUCCCAAGCUCACCGUCGACCUACCUUCCGCUUCGAUUGACAUCACUUCCUGGAAAAUACCAUCGAAUAUCGAGCUUGCUGAUCCUGCGUUUCAUCAGGCCAACCCGGUCGACCUUAUUUUGGGUGCUGAAGUGUUCUUUGACAUCUUCAAACCAACAGGCAGGAUUCAACUGGGCGAAUCUCUUCCAAUCCUCGUUAAUUCCACACUCGGUUGGGUGAUGACGGGCCGCACCGUUCAAUGUCAUCCAAUCUCUCCCGUCGUCGCAAAUGUAGCUACCAUGGCAACCUUACCUGAACUGAUGGAACGAUUCUGGACUUUGGAAGAAGAUGAAUCUGCACCAAACUACUCCGUGGAGGAAGCGGCCUGUGAGCAGCACUUCAAGCAAUCAGUCGCUCGCAACUCCGAAGGGCGCUAUAUUGUGCGCCUCCCAUUGAAGCAGAACGUGCUGGCAAACCUAAGCGACAAUCGAGGUACAGCGGUACGGCGCUUUCAUCUGUUGGAACGUCGAUUAGCUCGAAAUGAUGAGUUGCGCAGACAAUACUCGGAUUUUAUGGAUGAAUACCUCAACCUCGGCCACAUGGAACGUGUGACGAAUCCCGAUGAUGCAUCGAUACCCUCCUUCCAUCUUCCUCAUCACGCUGUGAUUCGGGAGGACAGCUCGACUACGAAGGUCCGAGUUGUUUUUGAUGCAUCGUGCAAAUCAGCGACGGGGCCAUCCCUAAACGACGCUCAAAUGGUUGGCCCAAUCGUCCAGGAAGAUUUGAGAUCCAUCAUCAUGCGUUCACGGAAGCAUCCCGUCAUGCUCAUAGCGGAUAUCAAACAGAUGUACCGUCAGGUUCUGGUGGACGAGCAGGACACACCUCUUCAACGUAUAGUCUGGCGUUCUUCACCCGAUUCACCCCUCAGCACAUUCGAGCUGAAAACGGUAACGUAUGGCACGGCUAGUGCCCCGUUCCUCGCUACGCGGGUACUGAAACAGUUGGCAGAGGACGAGCGAAACAACUUUCCCGAGGCUGCAGAAGUUCUCGAAAUGGAUUUCUAUGUGGACGACUUAUUCUCCGGUGCAUCUAGCGUUUCUACUGCUACAAAACUGCGAAUGCAAUUGGAUUCAUUGCUGGCUAGGGGUGGAUUCGAGUUGCGCAAGUGGGCCUCGAACGAAGAGGCCGUGCUCGAAGGUGUACCCCAGGAGAAUCGUGCCCUAUUGCCAUCCACUAAUCUUCUUCGUGACCAUCAGUGCAUCAAGACACUGGGUGUACAUUGGGAACCGACAUCAGACGUGUUUCGGUAUCGUAUACAGAUUCCUCUCCCCGACACCAAUUCGCCACUCACCAAACGGAUUGUACUGUCUCUCAUCGCCCAACUGUUUGACCCCCUCGGAUUAGUGGGCCCAAUCGUCACGACAGCAAAACUCUACAUGCAGACACUAUGGACCAUGAAGGACGAGAAUGGAAACAUUUGGGGGUGGGACCUUGAACUUCCGCCAGCUCUGAAGGAACGUUGGACCAUCUAUCAUUCUCAGCUUUCCCUCUUGAACAAGCUCCACAUUCCAAGGCACAUUCUCUGCUCCAAUCCAACGACGAUUCAGCUACAUUUUUUCUCGGAUGCUUCGCAGCACGCCUACGGUGCUUGCGCAUAUGUGCGAUCUACUAAUGGAGAGAGCAUCAAGGUGGCACUUUUAACAACGAAAUCCAAGGUCGCCCCUUGA